AUGGCCACAAACAUUCUCCCUAACUUGCUGCACAUUGUCCUACAUGAUGGUGGCACCAUGUCUCUUGCUGCCUGUAUAACACAGUUUUUUGUGUUUGCAAUAUCAGAGUCAUCAGAAUGUCUUAUCCUCAUGGUGAUGUCUUAUGACCGAUAUCUGGCUAUCUGUAACCCACUGCGCUAUAACACUAUAGUCAGUAAAGAAUUGUGUGGAAUAUCUGCCAUUCUAGCAUGGUCAUUAAGUGUCUUCCUUAUGGGACUUCAUGUUGUGCAUAUAUGCAAGUUAGACUUUUGUGGACCAAGUUUUAUUGACCAUUUCUUCUGUGAUUUCCCUCCUAUUCUAAAGCUUUCUUGUUCAGAUACUUCACUGAUUUUCAUCCAGGGAGCUCUAUUUGGCAUAAUUAUUAUCACAUUCCCAUUCACGAUGAUCAUUGUUUCCUAUGUGUACAUCAUAACCACCAUCCUAAACAUCCGCUCCAACAGUGGGAGACAGAAAGCCUUCUCCACCUGCAGCUCCCACUUGACUGUUGUGUGUAUAUUUUUUGGGACUCUCAUUUCUGUAUAUGUGAUUCCAACCAAAGGACACUUAUUGGCUACCAGUAAGAUAUUGUCACUUCUGUACACUGUGGCAAUACCAUUGCUUAAUCCAUUCAUCUACAGCAUGCGGAAUAAAGACUUCAAGAGAGCUUUUGUAAAAUGGAAAGUUCCUCAUGGAUUCUACAUGGAGAAGAGGACCGACCCUCGUGUGAACAUAGGUCUUGAUCAUGUGAUGCAUGGAAACAAUAUAUCUUCUGUAUUUCUCUUGGGAUUUCCAAAUCUUAAUAGCUUCAACUUUCUGUUAUUCUUGUUUCUGCUCAUCAUUUACUGCGUCACCAUGUGUGGUAAUGUUAUAAUCAUUGUUUUGGUUUCAAUGAGUAGAAAUCUUCACUCUCCCAUGUAUUUCUUCAUCACACAAGUGUCUGUACUGGACAUCUUGAUGGUCACGGACAUUCUCCCUAACUUGCUGCACAUUGUACUAUAUAAAGGUGCCACCAUGUCGCUUGGUGCCUGUAUCUCACAGUUUUAUGUGUUUGCUAACACAGAGUCUUCAGAGUGUCUCAUCCUAACGGUGAUGUCUUAUGACCGAUAUUUGGCUAUCUGUAACCCUCUGCGAUAUAACUCUAUAAUUAAUCAAGUAUUUUGUGUGAAAUCUGUUAUGGCAUCAUGGUCAUUAAGCUUCUUGUUGCUGUUAAAAAAUGAAAUAAAUAUAUGCAAAUUCGACUUUUGUGGACCGAAUGUUAUUGACCAUUUCUUCUGUGAUUUGCCUCCUAUUCUAGAGAUUUCUUGUUCAGAUACUUCAUUUUUUCGAUUCCAGGCCACCUUUUUUGGCAUUAUUUUGAUAAUGUGCCCAUUUACAAUGAUCAUUGUUUCUUAUGUGUACAUCAUCACCACCAUCCUAAACAUCCGCUCCAUCAGCGGGAGACAGAAAGCCUUCUCCACCUGCAGCUCUCACUUGACUGUUGUGUGUAUAUUUUUUGGCACUCUUCUUUCUGUGUAUAUGGUUCCAGCCAAGGGACAUUUAUUGGCUACCAGCAAGGCAUUAUCACUGCUUUAUACUGUGGUGACACCAAUGGUUAACCCUUUCGUAUAUAGCCUGAGGAAUAAAGACUUCAAAGAAACAUUUGAGAAAUGUAAACAUAACUUCAUUUAA
Messenger RNA from Pseudophryne corroboree (corroboree frog), 1686 nucleotides. Its product is annotated as olfactory receptor 5P56-like. Gene Ontology annotation, cellular component: membrane. Gene Ontology annotation, molecular function: olfactory receptor activity; G protein-coupled receptor activity. Bases 1 to 1686 code for a protein of 561 amino acids. Gene Ontology annotation, biological process: G protein-coupled receptor signaling pathway. The record is from RefSeq and is a predicted model, not a curated record. The transcript has 3 exons. Lineage: Eukaryota; Metazoa; Chordata; Amphibia; Anura; Myobatrachidae.